Messenger RNA from Durio zibethinus, 1401 nucleotides. RefSeq names its product cinnamoyl-CoA reductase 1-like. NCBI's taxonomy places the organism in Eukaryota, Viridiplantae, Streptophyta, Magnoliopsida, Malvales, Malvaceae. Gene Ontology annotation, molecular function: oxidoreductase activity, acting on the CH-OH group of donors, NAD or NADP as acceptor. The record is from RefSeq and is a predicted model, not a curated record.
CAAAAGAAAAAAAAAAAAAAAAAAGACGGUUACGUUGACAAAUUUUCACAAAAAAAUUAGAAUCUCAUCACCCAACAACAUUCCAAAUUCCCAUAAACGAAAUAUGCUAGUUGACAGCUCUUCCCCUUGUAGCCAAACCGUCUGUAUCACCGGCGCUGGUGGCUUCAUCGCCUCCUGGAUGGUCAAGCUUCUUCUUGAAAAAGGUUACACUGUCAAAGGCACAGUAAGGAACCCAGAUGAUCCCAAGAAUGCUCAUCUGAGAGAGCUUGAAGGAGCAAAUGAGAGACUAACUCUUUACAGAGCUGAUCUUCUUGAUUACGAGUCUCUUAAAGAAGCCAUUAUUGGUUGUGAUGGAGUUUUCCACACAGCUUCACCUGUGACUGAUGAUCCUGAACAAAUGGUGGAGCCAGCCGUGAAUGGGACUAAGAAUUUGAUAAUGGCAGCGGCAGAGGCCAAGGUUCGACGGGUGGUGUUCACGUCUUCGAUUGGUGCCGUGUACAUGGACCCCAAUAGGAGUCCUGAUGUCGUGGUCGAUGAGUCCUGCUGGAGUGACCUGGAGUUCUGCAAGAAUACCAAGAAUUGGUAUUGUUACGGGAAGGCUGUGGCAGAGCAGGCAGCCUGGGAAACAGCCAAGGAAAAAGGGGUGGACCUUGUGGUGAUAGCCCCAGUUUUGGUUUUAGGUCCAUUGCUGCAAUCAACUGUAAAUGCUAGCAUUGUUCACAUCCUCAAGUACUUAACCGGCUCAGCAAAGACCUAUGCCAAUUCAGUUCAAGCCUAUGUUCAUGUUAGAGAUGUUGCCUUAGCGCACAUUCUUGUCUUUGAGAAUCCCUCUGCCUCAGGCCGAUACCUCUGCGCCGAGAGCGUUCUCCACCGUGGAGAGGUGGUAGAGAUCCUAGCCAAGUUCUUGCCUGAGUAUCCCAUCCCUACCAGGUGCUCAGAUGAGAGGAACCCAAGAGCAAAACCCUACAAGUUCUCAAACCAAAAGCUCAAGGACUUGGGUUUGGAGUUCACACCUGUGAAGCAGUGCCUAUAUGAAACAGUCAAGAGCUUGCAAGAGAAAGGUCACCUACCUAUACCAGCACAGCAAGACGAUCCACUUCGGAUUCGCUCUUAGCUUUUUCGGAGAGUAUUUAUAGUAUAUACACCUAGCUAGCCACCAUUGGCAAGGGUACUGGACAUGCCCCCCUGGAAUGCUAGCAGUACUAUGUCAGUACUCAGUAGUAAUAAUAUAUAUUCAAGGAGAUGACUAAUCAAGAAAGAAUGUCAAAGAUUAUUAUAUAUAUAAUCUCUUGAACAUUUCGAUCUUCUAAAUGAUGAAGUAAUUGAAUGAAAUAUAUGAAGCCAAUUAAUGUUUCUUUCUUUUAUUCACUAUAUUAGUAAAAUAUAUGAUGUUUCGAAGUU